AUGUUUGAUGUUAUUCAGAUUGAGCUGGUGAACACACUAAAAUAUUUCUCUCUUUCACAAAAGUAUGGCGGUUACAGUGGUCAGAUGCCAGGAAUACAACUGAGAAUGGGACAGCCAGUGCCAGGAGCAGUACCAAAUAUGUCUCAAGGAGCAUACUCUGGAUAUUCUGCAUAUUCUGGUACUUAUUCUGCUGCUGCUGACCCUAUGUGGACUUUCUUCGCUGCUAUUGCUGGACAGGAUGGUGAAGUGGAUGCAGAGGAGCUACAGAGAUGCUUAACACAGUCUGGAAUCAGUGGAAACUAUUCUCCAUUCAGUUUGGAAACCUGCAGAAUUAUGAUCUCCAUGAUGGAUAGAGAUUAUACAGGAAAAAUGGGAUUUAAUGAAUUCAAAGAACUCUGGGCAGCUCUUAAUGCUUGGAAGCAAAAUUUCAUGAUGAUUGAUCAAGACCGAAGUGGAACUGUGGAUCUUCAUGAACUGAGUCAGGUCAUUACAGCUAUGGGUUACAGAUUAAGCCCUCAAACGCUGACUGCUAUUGUAAAACGUUAUAGCAAGAACGGCAGAAUCUUUUUUGAUGACUAUGUGGCUUGCUGUGUGAAACUACGGGCAUUGACAGAUUUUUUCAGGAGACGAGACAACAUGCAACAGGGAUACGUGAAUUUUGUAUAUGAUGAUUUUUUGCAGUGUGCCAUGGCAAUCUGAGCAGUAGGCUGCUGAAGGAUAUAGACUCCGACCUGUGAAGUCUUCUGUUGAGAAGAAAUUAACUGAACCUGCUGUGAAUUUAAUCUGUAGCAGGCUUGCCCCAUCUUUCUGCCUAUUAAGACAUCCUCUUUGAAUAAAUGUUUUGAUUUUCGUGCACAGUUGGGAGCAAUAAAGACUUUUUUCAUUUUUAGUUAUUUUUCAGAAGCAUACUCUUUAUAUCUUACAUGCAUAAUUCCAGACAAGUAUCCUAUUAUGCACAAACUUUUUGCUUGUAACUGUUGCAAGCACAGAUCAUUUUUAUAUGUAUUCAGACUGCAUACAUGAGUAGAAUAACAGACAUCCUGGUUCUUAAUCUAAUAUAGUAUUUCAUGUGACCAUCAAAGUGGUGACAUACUCAGAGGAAUUUUAGCUGCUUGGAGAUGCUAGUUCAAUUUUCCACUAAAAACACAACUUGUAACAAGUCUAGGGAGCUUUUGCCUAAUAACUUGUUUCAGUAGAUUUUGAGAUAGUCUGUUACAACUUGCUCUUCUAAGGAUUUAUUUGUGGAUUUGAUUAUACGUUUUCAGUAAAAGUUGAGACCCUCUUUGCUAAUCAGCAUGCAGACAGCAAAAACAACAUCAACAAAAAAUCUUUAAGGGACUAUUGUGAGUCUUCAUAGAGUUCAUUUUUCUUUCAGUUUGAAAGCUUUCAAGCUCUCAGCUACUUCGUAAAAAUUGACUGCCGGUUGCCCCUCAAAUUAAUCAACCUGUUCCAUUUUGAUGUAAAAAAAAUCCCUUAAGAAAAUACAAAUGUCUGACUUAAAUCCUAUCUUGAGCAAUCCCUUGCUAGGAUUUUUCAGCAGUGCAUCUCUCAGAGAAGUAACCACAAUCAACCUGGUUUUGUUUUUUUUUUAGUCCCAAGUUUUGGAACAGACAGGUAGUGUAGGUUCUGAAUCCUUACAAGCCUAGCAGGGUUUAAAUUUGAAAUUAUGCUCAUGUCAAUGUUUGAAUUGGAGAUUUCCUGUAAUUAAUUGAGAUUGCUCUAUGGUUAGGAAUUUAUGGAAAUAUUUUUCUCAUGCCAAACAAGACACUUUUAAAGUCUUGUUGUUCUGUUGUGUGCAUCUGUAUGUAUACAUUUUGCCAAUGAGCUGUGUCGUAUGUAAUUCUGUGCUUCUUAUACCUAUCUCUAUAGUGUCACAAGUAUACUACUAAACAUAAUUUGAGAAUGAUUUUGCUGAAUAUUUUUGAUACUGAAAUGUAUUCCACCUUUUUGGAUCCUUGUUAAUUGUAUUUGCAUUAUAGUAACAUGGAAGUAAAUUUGCAGAUCUGUAGCCAACUAAUUAUUUGCAUAUCCUGCUGUUAAAGACUGAAAUAGUAAACAGUUUUUGUGCAGGUUUAGACCUAUUGCCAAUAUGUCUUCAUGUUGUAAAGAAAUGGAAUGAAUAUACUCAUUUGUGUACUAGUAUUUUUAUUUGGAAAAUUGCUAACUGUUUACAAGUCAUCUUUUGAUAUUUUUUUUAAAGAAACUAGCAUUCAAAUGGCUUGCCGUACAUUGUUGUACAAAAACCUGUUAAUUUACAGGAAAUGCUAAAAUUGAUGGAUGAUUCAUUUCAUCUAGGUUUAAAACAAUCUGCCAGAAUUUUUUUAUCAGGCUUUCCAAUUCCAUAUUUAAGUGGCAUCAAUCCUAGGGGCAGUUUUAAUUUAGUCCAUCUCACUUCUAUUCCAAAGAGUAUAGCCACACUUUGUUCAUUAAGACAAAAAUCCCAAGUGGGCAUAGCAUUUGCUACUUGGCUUUUUUUUUCUCAUGAAUAAUACAAUUUCAUCUACUACUCAUACAUAGUUCUACAGCAAGGAAAGCAACUUCUUCAUGGUGAUUUCAUGUAAUAACAGGGUCCAAUAUAUGCUCCUCUUUAAUAGUAGAAGUAAAACUUAUUGUUAUGAUCACUUGUAUGAUUUCACAGUGGAUUUUAUUUCAGUAUGUUAUCUUUGCCCUUAUUAAAGUAAAUUAUAAAAUAUUCAGACA
Pelodiscus sinensis (Chinese soft-shelled turtle) is the source of this 2700-nucleotide messenger RNA. Lineage: Eukaryota; Metazoa; Chordata; Testudines; Trionychidae. The record is from RefSeq and is a predicted model, not a curated record.